Molecule: messenger RNA, 351 nt
Organism: Melanaphis sacchari
Lineage: Eukaryota; Metazoa; Arthropoda; Insecta; Hemiptera; Aphididae
Product: 52 kDa repressor of the inhibitor of the protein kinase-like
Exons: 1
Coding region: 1-279 (92 amino acids)
Molecular function (GO): protein dimerization activity
Source: RefSeq, a predicted model, not a curated record
AUGUUAAAAUUCAUGAUAGAAAAUGAUAUGAUUUCUUCAUAUCCAAAUUUAUCAACAUUGUAUAAAAUAUAUUAUACUCUGCCUAUAAGUAGUGCAACUGCAGAAAGGUCAUUUAGUAGGUUGAAGCUUAUAAAAACAUACCUCCGUUCUACAAUUGCUGAGGAUAGGUUGUCUAACUUGGCGGUUUUAAGCAUAGAAAGAAAUGUUGCUGAAGAUAUGGAUUACAACAAUGUUAUUGAAACAUUUGCCAAAAUGAAGAAAAGAAGAAAAACUUUUUAGAUGCUCUGAAUUAAAAUUUGUAAAAAAACGUAUUCUAUAGAAGAAAAUAAAGGUACCGAUUUAUUUGUUCAA